AUGGCCUCUCCCAAAAACAAGCGAGAAGUUCAAAGGUUGACCGGGAGGGUCGCAGCACUCAAUCGGUUUAUAUCCCGGUCGACAGACAAAUGCUUACCCUUCUACGAUGUCCUGCGGGGAAACAAAAAAUUCGAGUGGUCGGAUGAAUGCGAAGACGCUUUCAAACAGCUAAAGCACUAUCUGGCGACUCCUCCAGUUCUCGCAAAACCCGUAGAAGGGGAACCUUUAUUCCUAUACAUAGCAGUAUCAGCAACUGCCGUUAGCGGCGUCCUGAUCCGGGAAGAACGUGGGGAUCAGAAACCCAUCUUCUACAUAAGCAAAACACUGCUGGAAAAACUAGCGUACGCAGUCGUAACAUCGGCGCGGAAGCUUCGACCGUAUUUUCAAUCCCACACCAUCGUCAUCCUCACAACAUUCCCCAUCCGAACUAUCCUGCAUAGUCCGAGCCAGUCGGGGAGGUUAGCUAAGUGGGCCGUCGAACUCAGCGAGUACGAUAUAGACUAUCGCCCCAGAACGAGUGCAAAGUCUCAAGUCCUCGCGGAUUUCAUGUCGUCAAAACAAGGAUCCGGGAUCGGCAUCCGUCUGACGUCACCAACCGGAGAGAUCCUCGAAAAAUCAUUUAGAUUAGAGUUCCACGCGUCGAAUAACGAGGCAGAGUACGAAGCCCUUAUCGCAGGAUUACGAUUAGCCCACGGUUUGAAGAUACGAAAUAUCCACGAUUACUGCGACUCUCAACUGGCUGCGAGCCAGUAUAGCGGGGAGUACGAAGCCAGGGACGAAAGGAUGGAAGCAUACCUCAAACUAGUCCAAAACUUGUCCCAGGACUUUGAUUCUUUCGCCCUCAUCCGAAUUCCUCGUUCCGAGAAUACGCAAGCAGACGCACUCGCAGCCCUGACCUCAAGUUCCGAUCCGGGACUUAAAAGAGUAAUCCCGGUAGAGUUCAUUGAACAUCCGAGCAUUGGACCUCCCGUCAUCAUCAAUCUCAUUCGAGAUGAUAACGAGGAAGAAAUCGCAGUAGAAUCAGAAGAAACGCCAGAACAAAACGAAUAUGGCUGCGAUACGCCGUGGCUAGAGGCGAUACGAGCGUAUAUCAUCGACGGAAAAUUAUCUCUUGAGAAGUGGGCAGCUCGAAAAGUCCGAACCCAAGCCGCCCGUUAUGUAACGGUCGACGGAGAAAUUUACAAAUGGAAAUUCUCUGGACCACUCAUGACGUGUUUAGAAGGACAUAAGGCUAGAAAGGUAAUGGAAGAAGUUCACUCUGGUUCCUGCGGAAAUCAUUCCGGCGGAAGGUCGCUCGCCGUAAAAAUAAAACGCCACGGGUAUUACUGGCCAACAAUAAUCGGGGACUGCGAAAAAUUCACACGAAAAUGUGAAAAAUGCCAGAGGCAUGCUCCGACUAUUCGGCAACCUGCGGAAGAACUCUCCUCCAUUACGUCGCCAUAUCCUUUCAUACGCUAG
Messenger RNA from Raphanus sativus (radish), 1458 nucleotides. RefSeq lists its product as uncharacterized. The transcript has 2 exons. The record is from RefSeq and is a predicted model, not a curated record. Bases 1 to 1458 code for a protein of 485 amino acids. Gene Ontology annotation, molecular function: RNA-DNA hybrid ribonuclease activity; nucleic acid binding. Lineage: Eukaryota; Viridiplantae; Streptophyta; Magnoliopsida; Brassicales; Brassicaceae.